AUGUUUAACCUAGGUGUGCAGGUCAUCAACGGCCAAAAGACCUUUAUACCGCUAGAGAACAACCCAGAGGUCCAUAAACAUCUAUGUAAGAACCUCGGAGUAUCCCCGAGCCUCACCUUCCAUGACAUCCUCUCCACCACCCCAGAAAUGCUCUCCUGGAUCCCACGACCCGUAAACGCCCUCAUCCUCCUCUGCGACAAACCCAUCUACCUCGCCGCGCGGUCUCGCGUCGAACACAGCAUACCCGAGUAUCUCGGCAGCGGGGCUGACGAGCCCGUGCUAUGGAUGAAGCAGACGAUCGGACAUGCGUGUGGGUUGAUGGCAUUGCUACAUGUGGUGGUAAAUUUGGAGAAUGGGAAAUAUGUCCUGGCGGGAUCGGAGCUGGAGAAGAUCGUGAAGAGCGCGAUUGGGCUGGGACCAGUGGAGAGGGCGCGACUCUUGUAUGAUUCGAGGUUUUUGGAAGAGGCGCAUAUGGAUGCAGCAUCGGAAGGGUGCUCAAUUGUGCCUUUGCCGCAGGAGGAAUGUGGGUUUCAUUUUAUUGCAUUUGUUAAGAAAGAUGGGAAAGUUUGGGAGUUAAAUGGAGGCAUGAAUGGCCCAUUAUUGCGAGGUGAAUUGGAGGGGGACUUGUUGGGAGAAGAAGGGUUGGAUAUGACGAAGUCUCCUAAUAUCACAUUGAUCCAAGGCAACCUCGAUCACCCGGCUGCCAUCUUCGAGAAUGUAAAGCGUCAAACCUCAACCCCAGUUUGGGGCGUGUUCAGCGUCCAAACCGCCAAUCCCAGAAACGACGACGAAAGACGCCAAGGAAUGGCUCUGAUAGAUGAGUCCGUCAAACAAGGCGUCAAGUACUUCGUGUACAGCUCUGUCGACCGCGGUGGCGAGAGAUCAGACCAAAACCCAACUCAAGUCCCCCAUUUCAUUUUCAAACACGAGAUCGAGAAGCAUCUCAAAGAGAAAGCAAAAGGGACCGAUAUGGAAUGGACGAUUCUACGUCCCGUUGCCUUCUUCGAGAAUCUCACACCGGAUUACUUCGGGAAGGUGUUUACGACUGCAUGGCAGAUGUCUCUGGAGGGCAAGCCGCUGCAACUGGUCGCAACGAGUGACAUUGGGUUCUUUGCGGCUGCGGCAUUCACGAAUCCUGAGGCGUUGAAGAAUCAUGCUUGCUCGCUUGCUGGGGAUGAAUUGACGUUUGACCAGAUGUCGGAGACUUUCAAGCAGUUGACUGGCAAGAAUGUGCCGACUACUUUUAGCAUUCCGGUUAGGUUGAUGAUGGCUGCUGUCAAGGAGCUGGGUGUCAUGUUCAAAUGGUUCCAUGAUGAGGGAUAUGGUGCGGAUAUUCCGACUUUAAAAAAGUUGAAUCCUGGCUUGAAGGCCUUUGGGGAUUGGUUGAAGGAGGAUAGCAAAUUUGAGACACGCUAG
Messenger RNA from Penicillium expansum, 1416 nucleotides. Its product is annotated as Peptidase C12, ubiquitin carboxyl-terminal hydrolase 1. The record is from RefSeq and is a predicted model, not a curated record. Gene Ontology annotation, molecular function: cysteine-type deubiquitinase activity. NCBI's taxonomy places the organism in Eukaryota, Fungi, Ascomycota, Eurotiomycetes, Eurotiales, Aspergillaceae. Bases 1 to 1416 code for a protein of 471 amino acids. Gene Ontology annotation, biological process: protein deubiquitination; ubiquitin-dependent protein catabolic process. The transcript has 4 exons. Gene Ontology annotation, cellular component: cytoplasm.